Molecule: messenger RNA, 228 nt
Organism: Cooperia oncophora
Lineage: Eukaryota; Metazoa; Nematoda; Chromadorea; Rhabditida; Trichostrongylidae
Source: the annotation of a GenBank genome assembly
AUGGACAAUAUUAGUUUUCUAAACAACAACGGUGGUCCGAUUGAAAUACUCAUCAAAAGAGAAACAUGCAGUGGUGAUGCUGACGAAGCGCUCAAGACUAUGGAGAAACGAAAACCUAACUUCAUGCGAUUCGGCAGAAGUGUGUCGUUUGGAAAGAAAGGUUCCGAUCCAAAUUUCCUCCGAUUCGGCCGAAACCAACCGAAUUUCCUGAGAUUCGGCAAAGCCGCC